UGCAAAAUUUCUAAGAUGCAAUUAUAUUGAUCAUUGAACAUGUUCUUUCAUUGCGUUCCAGGUAAUAAGCGACUGAAAGGGUUAUCAGCGUCUACUCUUCGAGUUUGCGGACUAUGCGAAGAACACUUUGAACCGAGCUGUUUCAUUGGUCCGAAGCGCCGUUUGACUCAUGAUGCGGUUCCAAAGAUAUUCAUCGAGAAUGAAGAUGUUUGGCCGGAAACAUCAGACGCAAAUGUCACAAAGGAAGUCGGAGAACUGCAUGUGACAUUUGAAAGAGACGAGACUCCGGUCAAUACAGCUACUGGUGCAUCUAUCAGUACUGCCGCGACGGCGGAGUUUUCAGGUACGAAGCAUGUUCGCACAUAUAGGAGAGUCGCAGUAAACUUUUCUGAAUCAGAAGAUGAAAAUUGUGCGUGGACAAAGAUCGAACCGCCGGCGCAUUCGACUGUCCCAUCCUGCGAACCUUCUACU
Cephus cinctus (wheat stem sawfly) is the source of this 471-nucleotide messenger RNA. RefSeq lists its product as uncharacterized. The transcript is spliced from 2 exons. The record is from RefSeq and is a predicted model, not a curated record. Lineage: Eukaryota; Metazoa; Arthropoda; Insecta; Hymenoptera; Cephidae. The annotation marks the transcript as partial.